Molecule: messenger RNA, 1277 nt
Organism: Hordeum vulgare subsp. vulgare (domesticated barley)
Lineage: Eukaryota; Viridiplantae; Streptophyta; Magnoliopsida; Poales; Poaceae
Product: transcription factor bHLH110-like
Exons: 9
Coding region: 132-1007 (291 amino acids)
Biological process (GO): regulation of transcription by RNA polymerase II
Cellular component (GO): nucleus
Molecular function (GO): RNA polymerase II cis-regulatory region sequence-specific DNA binding; DNA-binding transcription factor activity, RNA polymerase II-specific; protein dimerization activity
Source: RefSeq, a predicted model, not a curated record
AUCUAUUUAUAGGCGCACACCUUGACUACUUAACUAGUCGGAGUAGUUGAGAUGAACUGGUAGCAGAGCGUCCGGCUUCCCUUCCCUUCUCUUCUCUUCUCGCGGCGCGUGCUCUUCCGUUCCAUGGGGUGAUGGAUGAGAUCCUGCGAGCUGCUGCUGGAUCGAGCCUGAUCGCCACGACAAUGUGGAACUGCCCUGCGCACUCCUCGCUCCUGCUGCCCAUCGGCGACGACCACGUUGCAGUGAAAUGUGAAUCCUCCAGCUCCGCCGCCGGAUCCUCCGCGGGGUUCGACGGAAUGCUCGCCGCCGACUACGGCCAUCUCUGCCACCACAUGUCGACGCUUCAGAACCUCCCGGCGCCGCCUCUCUUCGCCACCCGCAGCUCCGAGAGCUACUUCGGAAUGGGAGACGGUUCUGUCUACGGCGGCGGCGACGGCAGGCCUGCUGCGUUCAUGCACUUCGGCUACACCCAGACCCAGCCACCUACUGCUGCCACCCAUCCUGUGAGAUGGACGGCAGCGGGCGGCCAGACGAUGGUCUCUGACGGAAGCAGCUUCAGUGGCUCCAAAAGGCGCAAGACAGCCACGACGGCGCAUGGUCCGCACGGCCGGCUGCAGGGCAGCAGCGCAAAGCCAAGAAAUAAUACAGCAGCUGCCAAGGCACCGUGCAAGAGGAGCCAGAAGCUGGGGGACAAGAUCACGGCGCUCCAGCAGCUGGUUUCCCCCUACGGCAAGACGGACACCGCGUCGGUUCUCCACGAGGCAGCCGCCUGCAUCAGGAGCCUCCACGACCAAAUCCAGAUCCUCGCCGCGCCCUACCCUGGAGAAAGCUCCUCCUCGCCGUCCUCGUCGCAGGAUGCCGGAGAGGAGCCCGCGACGGGCCUGCGCCGGCGUGGCCUAUGCGUGGCCCCGCUUUCGCCGGCCGUCGCGAGCCUCGUGUCCGGCGCAGCGCGUGACCACGGCCGCGCUCACGCCGACGUGGGGGGUGCUUGGUUCACUGCUCUGUAGCUCAGCUGAAGAAGGUUACGUUGGUUAGAGUCUAUGUAGAAGAACGGUACAGGACACGACCAUAUAAUCGUCACCAUGGCAUGUCCUUCUACUGCGAUGCUAGCUACAGUACUGUAGAAACCUAGAAUAAUUUGCUGCUCGUAUCUGACUCAUUCACAUGGCGUGUUAGCUCGAUCAGUGCUCACGUCCACUCGGUGAAAGGGAAUGGAUGUUAAGCUCCUAUGAAUGUCUGAUUUCCAUGGAUAAAUACAGGUUAUAGUUUCAUGCUCA